AUGAGAAAGGAGACCGUGGAGAAAACAGCUGUCACCCACUUCUCCCCUGACACGCCGUGGCACUGGGGCUGUGAGCUCAGAGGCCUCCAGGGCCCCCUCCUCCUGGAGAAACCAAGUCAGUUGCCCCCCACUUUCCUCCAGGGCAGGCAAGGGGAGCCUCCCAGCAGGGAGGCUCAGCAAGCGGGUGCAGGUCUACAGUCACCCAGCCUAGAGCCCCAGCCCCCCGCAUGGCCACGCCAUGAUGCAGAAGCCACGCAGGCGCCCCUGAGAGAUUCCAGCGGUCACCUGGGAAACACCGUGAGCCACGAGAGCAGCGUCCUGUCAAGCCUGCAACACUCCAGCCUAGUGCAAUGCAUUGACAUCAGCCGGCUGAGCAGCGGGUACGCAGGGGAUGAGGAGAACAGCGAAGUCAGCUUGCCGGGCAGCCAUCAAAUCGUGCGGUUGAGCAGAAGGCCCCACACCCAGGCAGGUGGUGCCCAGAACAGCCAGGUGUGCGCCAUCUACUCUCCCAAGCAGCUGAAGAGACGACUGGCCCGCCAAGCCAAAACCACCAAGCAGUCUGGAAGAGAACACCAGGCCAGCAACCACCAGAGCGUCAGGGUGGACAGCCACGUGCAAAGCGGGCUGCAGAGCAAAACCAGUCUUCCAGGGGACAAAGCUGGGGACAGCGUGAAUGUCAGUGGCCAGGUCGCCAAGGAUGAGCAGCCUGCCCAGGUGCACGUGCCUUUAUGA
Molecule: messenger RNA, 732 nt
Organism: Budorcas taxicolor (takin)
Lineage: Eukaryota; Metazoa; Chordata; Mammalia; Artiodactyla; Bovidae
Gene: C2H16orf82
Product: chromosome 2 C16orf82 homolog
Exons: 3
Coding region: 1-732 (243 amino acids)
Source: RefSeq, a predicted model, not a curated record